Messenger RNA from Caenorhabditis remanei, 501 nucleotides. RefSeq lists its product as uncharacterized. The coding region runs from base 1 to 501 and encodes 166 amino acids. Lineage: Eukaryota; Metazoa; Nematoda; Chromadorea; Rhabditida; Rhabditidae. The transcript is spliced from 6 exons. The record is from RefSeq and is a predicted model, not a curated record.
AUGGGUGCACACAAACCAAUGCAAUAUGCAGAAGAACCGACGAUCAAGUGUGUACAGGAGUCACUUUAUCAGCAAGCAACAAAUGCUGCUGGGACUUCUACUAUUUCCAGUGCCAUGAAUGCGAAUCAAGUCAGCGGAUUGCUCACUUGUCAGGCUGAUGGUACCUACUCCAGUGGCUCAGUCACAGGAAUCACCAAACUCAUCUGCACUUUUGAUACAUGUGUACCUGUUUGCGCUACAUGUGACAUAGAAGCUACUAAACCAUUGAUGGACCCACCCGGUACAGUUUUUGGUUAUAGUGAUAGCACCCCUGAUGGCCAAACAUGCAAGUCAUACGUUGUUGCUUGUUUUUACUUCGGUAACUUGUGUGCUACAAUAAAUUUUUAUGCUGAAAUUGGGACAGGAGGAGAACAGGUUAUCGAUACAAUGACCAAUUCAAAUGGCGCAAAAGCGGAAGUUGACUGCGGAAAUGAUGCAAAAUUAACAUUCAUGGGAAUGUAG